Molecule: messenger RNA, 2470 nt
Organism: Phytophthora sojae
Lineage: Eukaryota; Oomycota; Peronosporomycetes; Peronosporales; Peronosporaceae
Exons: 4
Coding region: 1-2289 (762 amino acids)
Cellular component (GO): peroxisomal membrane
Source: RefSeq, a predicted model, not a curated record
AUGUCAGCAUCUGCAGCUGCUGUUCAGGUGUGCGAGCAAGCAACGUCAGACGCACCGAGCCAGUGUUUAGCAGACACUCAGCACGAACAAGCGCUCUCGCCGAAACUUCGGGUGCAGCUCUGCCAACGUGCAACGUCUGAUGCUCCACAACUAUGCGUGAAGUCACUUCGGAGAUUUAUCAAUGCGCAGCGUCUGGAUAUUUACGACGCUGUAGCUGCUUGCCGCCAAACGGAGGAUCUGGGCCCCGUGGAUUGUGUGACGGAGUUGUUUCGAGUUGCUACCCCACCGCCAGGCAGAUUAGCAGCUCAGCUUUGUCAUGCUGCUAAAACCUUGGAGCCUGCUCGCUGUUAUUCCGCGUCCCCGCUUAUCUACGACGACGAAUUGAAGAUAUCACUGUGCAAGGAAGCUGAAAGCACGGCUCCAGCAUUAUGCGCCGACUCAGUGAUCUCUCGUAUUGGCAACCAGCCGCUCGGGAAGGUAGCCUUGUGUCGAGGUGCAACUAGUUCUGCACCUGCAGCCUGUGCCAUGGAGGCUCCGUUUGGAAUGGAUGAGCCAAAGGUGGUGCUAUUAUGCCGAUUGGCGACGAGUACUGCACCUGCAAGGUGCGCGCAGGAAGUGCCGGCAUUCUUGCGUAUUCCCUGGGACAAAGUGGCCCAAGUAUGUGCUGGUGCCACAUCCACGACGCCUGGACGCUGCUUGGCGCAUCAAAUCCGCCACUCCCGUUUACUGCUUCGAACAGUAGACAGCGCUCAAAUUGUGCGCGAGUGCCGACUCGCAGUGGCGCGGCCUUCAGCAUUGGGACUUGCAAAGGCGUCGUACAAUUGCCCGGAGCUCCGUCCGAUGUACCCCCUGCAGCUCGUGGUGAACGUGCUGGAUCAAUAUGGCGAUCUCAUGACCGAAAACUACGCUCCGCAGUACCGCGGCAAUGACUACGUCCCGCAGUACCGCGGCAACAACGUUGUCUACCUGAGUGGCGUAUUUACGGGAAGUCCUCACACGGAGGAUAGCUACCUUCAUCGUGGACAGCCAACACUGCAAGGCUCUUCAUACGCCACGAUCACCAAUGGCUCAGCAGUCUUCUCCAAUGUACAGUUUACCGGUGCAGGAGAGUUCACCCUCACAUUUCGAUCCGGCGAAGGCGUCACCGAGGAAGUCGCGCGAGUCGUCGUACAUCCUGAUCUCGCUGCGGCAGCCUUGCAGACUCGAUGCGACGAAUUGUUCACACGCUUCAAGUGCAGUCUCCAGUCGCCUGCGUCUCUCAAGCGCGACUACCAGCACCGUGAGCUGCAAGUGUUGCUUCUGCCACGAUAUUUUCAUUUCAACGCUGUCUCGUGUGAGCGAUACUGGAUGGACAACAUCGGCGGCCUCGCGUUCAGCGGCUUCUCUUCUGGUAACGACGUGCUCUACGCCCUCCCGCGUCCGCUGUACGACCUCUUCACGUACGAGGGCGAGACGAGCCGCGCCGCCAUCCGACGCGCCUACCAUCGGCGCUCGCUGGAGUGGCAUCCAGACAAAUGGCACGCGCUGGCGGCGGCACUGCCCCCAAUAUGGCAGCAAGAGCUGGCUGGAGCCUACGCGCUGAUCACUCGGGCCUAUGACCAGCUCACUUCGGCAGCACUCUCACAGCAGGAAGAAAGCGUCAUGCAGGACGCGCUGUUGGCGAUCCUGCGCGGCGUCCGAAAUGGGUCGUUCUACGGCACCAAGGUGCGCGCCCCGCAUGCCAUGGUCAUGAUCUUCCUGUUCCAGAAGGGCUCUGUGCGCCAGAAGCUCCGCGGCGUCAUCCGCCUCACGUUCGAGCACAGCAAGAACCUGGCGUUGUUCGUGGGCGUGUACAAGUCGGUGCUGGCGGUGCUACGAGCGCACCAGCAUCACGCGCUCGGACAGCGCGUGACCACGAGCGUGGGGAAGCCCGGGGCGCACUGGCACGCGGCGGUGGCCGGCGGCAUCGGCGGCUACCUGGUGUGGGGCCGCUACUCGAGCGUCAACUUCCAGAUCAUCAUGUACCUGAUGUCAAGAGCGCUCAUCAGCCUGGUGCGCGUGUUGGCCGCCAGGGGCUACCACCCGUUCGCGCAGCACCGCUUCAAGCACGUGUACCCGCUGCUGGCCACCGUGGUGUGGGCCGGCGUCAUGUGGCUCUACGAGAACGAGCCGCACACGCUGCACCCGUCGCUGCUGAAGAGCAUGCAGUUCCUCUACGACGAGUCGUGCCGCUGGAAGGACGGACUCGUGGAGUUCGUGCCGUCGCCGGCCACUACCGCUGUAUUUUUGCUGACGUGGCUCGGGUUUUAAGCGCGCGUGGCGUCUCUCUCAGUAUGGGAUUUCUUCCACCGACGCUGGAAGCUCCGUCGGCUUCAUCGCAGAGCUCGUCGCAGUGCUUGGUUCGGUCUUCUCGCGUCUCGUCUCCGUCGUUGGUAGCUGCUAAUUUGAAGCAAAUAAUAGUUGGGCUGCGUGUGUACACAGGCUCCUCUUG